Mytilinidion resinicola is the source of this 1048-nucleotide messenger RNA. RefSeq names its product DUF396-domain-containing protein. Bases 26 to 775 code for a protein of 249 amino acids. Gene Ontology annotation, biological process: endoplasmic reticulum to Golgi vesicle-mediated transport. Lineage: Eukaryota; Fungi; Ascomycota; Dothideomycetes; Mytilinidiales; Mytilinidiaceae. Gene Ontology annotation, cellular component: COPII-coated ER to Golgi transport vesicle; Golgi membrane; endoplasmic reticulum membrane. The record is from RefSeq and is a predicted model, not a curated record. The transcript has 3 exons. Gene Ontology annotation, molecular function: COPII receptor activity.
CCUCAAGCUUCAUAACUCAACAGCUAUGUGGAUACUCCCGCUCGUCGGCUAUGCCGGCGUCGUCCUCGGCUUCGCCUUUCUGACCCUCGCAAUCGCCUCGGGCCUCUAUUACCUCUCCGAGCUCGUCGAGGAGCACACCGUGCUGGCAAAGAAGCUGCUUACGAACAUGAUAUAUGGCAUAAUGGGCUUGCAGCUUCUGCUGCUAGUCGUGGACCGAUUCCCCUUCUUUCUUAGCGCCCUGAGUAUCGUCUCACACGGCGUGUAUGCGCAGAACUUACGGCGGUUUCCGAUUGUCAAGCUCUCGGACCCGCUCUUUUUAGUUUCAUGUGCGCUCGUAAUAAUAAAUCACUACCUGUGGUUUCUACACUUCUCCUCGCCUCCCUCCCGUCCCCCUCCCUCCUACCCCUACGGUCGCGACAUCUCCGCCCCUUCGUUCACCGAAAUCGCGUCCUACUUCGGCCUCUGCGUCUGGCUUGUGCCCUUCGCCCUCUUUGUCUCCCUCUCUGCCGGCGAGAAUAUUCUCCCAUCUAUGGGCUCCGAGUACGCAACCGGCGAAGGAAGCAGCUUCGUCAGCGCUGGCAAGGAACCACCCGCGAUAGGUGGAGGAAUCGGAGGGGGCGCCGGGACAUUCCCGGAUGGGAGCCGGCGGAGGGCAAGGGCAGGGACGGCGAAUGCGGGUAUGGCGAAGGCGGUCGUCAACGGCGCUAUGCAAUGGGUGGGAGAGACAGGCGAAGUUAUGGGAUUUUGGCGUGGUGAGCGAACGAGACCAUUUUGAGGAAAAACGGAGGAGAUUGAUGGGACCGUAGAAAAGUGCUGCAAUCCCGUGCUAUUUGGGGUUUGUAUAAUGAUUCAUGUAAAGCUAUGCCGGUAAUGAUUAACCAAAGCGAGCGGGGUACAUUCCUACUUAUAGUCCAACCUGGCGCCUAGUUUGGCUGGAGAGACAGGUUCACACUUAGCCAAUCUAAAAUGAUAGGACGAAUCCGAGAUACUGCUGCGCGAAUGCAAGUGAUGAGACCAGGACCAAUUCGAGAACCUCCAUAUUGGCCGG